Messenger RNA from Benincasa hispida (wax gourd), 1436 nucleotides. RefSeq names its product UDP-rhamnose/UDP-galactose transporter 3-like. The record is from RefSeq and is a predicted model, not a curated record. Lineage: Eukaryota; Viridiplantae; Streptophyta; Magnoliopsida; Cucurbitales; Cucurbitaceae.
AAAGGAAAACCUUUGAGCAUUCAAAAUCAUUAUAAGUUGACCCAGAAGACUAAUGAAUCAAAUUAACUUCUUAUUCUUCUGCCUUUUCAAUUCUCAUUUCAUCUAAAUUUUUGGCUUCACCUGCUGCUUUUCUUAUGAAUUUGGGAGCAAUAUCGUUGAGCAAAGAGAAAUCCCCUAGAAGAAGCAAAUUUUUUGAUCUGGAUUUGAAGAAGAAGAAGAAGGAGAAGUUGAUGGAGGAGAGAAAAUCAUCCUCUGUUUCAGAUGUCGGAGCUUGGAGUAUGAACAUUAUCAGCUCAGUGGGGAUUAUUAUGGCUAACAAGCAACUCAUGUCUCAAACUGGCUUUGCCUUUUCCUUUGCUACAACUUUAACUGGAUUUCACUUUUCUGUAACUGCAUUGAUUGGUUGGAUUUCAAAUGCCACUGGCUAUUCUGAAUCCAAGUCUAUUCCCUUCUGGGAGCUCUUUUGGUUCUCGAUUAUCGCCAACACGUCGAUAGCAGCCAUGAACUUCAGCCUCAUGUUAAACUCUGUUGGAUUCUAUCAGAUAUCAAAGCUGAGCAUGAUACCAGUGGUUUGUGUACUGGAGUGGAUUCUUCAUGGAAAACAAUACUCAAGGGAAGUGAAGAUGGCCGUUACUGUGGUCGUUGUCGGUGUCGGAGUCUGUACCGUGACUGAUGUCAAAGUUAAUGCCAAAGGCUUUCUUUGUGCCUUGGUAGCAAUCUUAUGCACAUCACUACAACAAAUUUCAAUAGGUUCAUUACAGAAGAAGUACUCAAUAGGUUCCUUUGAAUUAUUAAGCAAAACAGCUCCCAUACAAGCACUUUCCCUUCUAACAGUUGGUCCGUUCAUUGACUAUUGCCUUACUAGCAAAUCUCUACUGAAAUACAACUACACUUUUGGUGCAUUUUGUUUCAUAUUAUUGUCAUGCUCCCUAGCUGUGUUCUGCAACAUCAGUCAAUAUCUGUGCAUCGGGCGCUUCUCGGCCGUAUCAUUCCAGGUUUUAGGCCAUAUGAAAACGGUAUGCGUGCUGAUGUUGGGAUGGCUUCUCUUUGAUUCAGAGAUGACAUUGAAGAACAUAUCAGGGAUGGUUCUUGCUAUUGUUGGGAUGGUGGUGUAUAGCUGGGCAGUUGAAAUUGAGAAAAAAGCCAAUGCAAUGGCCAUCCCUCAGAUAAAGAGCCAACUUUCUGAUGAGGAGUUGAUGCUGUUGAAGGAGGGGAUGGAGAAUAGUAGUUUGAGAGAUGAAGAGCUUGGUCAAGUCCCAAAAUCAUAAGAAUCAGUUCUUUUUGUUUUUUCCCUUUCUUUUUGAUCUUCCAUUUUUUACCCACCAAUGUGGAUAUUAAGGUCCCCUAAAUGGUUAUUCUAGAAGGUUGACUUGAUUUAUAGAUAUUGAGAUUGUAACAUUUGUGUUUGAAUAAAAGUAUUUGAAAUUGUUGUGCAA